This is a messenger RNA of Epinephelus lanceolatus (giant grouper), 2997 nucleotides long. The record is from RefSeq and is a predicted model, not a curated record. NCBI's taxonomy places the organism in Eukaryota, Metazoa, Chordata, Actinopteri, Perciformes, Serranidae.
UUAAAAGACCCGAGGAGACUAUAAAAGUGGUCUCAUGCCCGCUGCAGUGAGGGCUCGGCUCCAUACGCGUACACACGCACGCACAGUCAGACGGACGGAGGUAGUCAGAGUAGAUAGAGAGAGCAGGACUACACAUUUAACGACACCCACACACGUUUAUAUUUUAAUGUCGGCCCCCUUACAUAGGUAGACACAAACGAGAAGCGGGAGUUUAUGGGGCGGCAAUUUUCUUUAGUUCACUCAGGAUUUUAAGAGCAGGCUAUUUUACUCUCAAACGAGUGUCAGACAUCGUUUUAACACUCCACAUAAGUGCAUGUUUGCUACUUUUAGGAUGCGCGUCUUCCUCAGCAGACCCGGUGCUGUUUGACACAUUCCCCCCACCGAGCUGGAUCCACUGACCCGUGUGUUUUCUCACUGGGGGAAGUUGGGCUCAUUUCAACUUUUCUGGCCGUACUUUUGAUGCCACGGAAAUGGGACCGCGCCAACCGGAGAGCGUGUCCGCGCUUUUUAGAAAAAGUUUGCUGUGGAUUGUGCUGCUACUCUGGCUGACCACGUUUGUUGACGGGACCUGGAAGACGGGACUUUACAAGACCUACUCAGCCGGGACACAGACAGCAACCUCUCACACCUCAGUCUAUCAGAAAAGGAACUGGUGUCCUCAUACGGUCACGAAGACAGUGACUUGCCAGGUGCAGAAUGGGACAAUCCUGCAGCGAGUCUACCAGACGUGCCGCUGGCCACAGGGAUGCACAGGAGGCAGCUACAGGACCGUGGUCAGACCUUCCUAUAAAGUAGUGUAUCGCACUGUGACCUCUCUGGAGUGGAAGUGCUGCCCAGGAUUCAGUGGUGCUGCCUGUGAAGAAGAUGCAGGGAACCAGCUGGUAGCUCAAGAGGCAGUGAGGAAACCAUCCACACUACGCCGGCCACCUGCACGCACAGGAGAGCCAACCUCUAAUUGUCUCAACUGCAGUCGAAUCACAGCGCUGACCGACAGGCUGAGCUCGCUGGAGGCAAAGGUCCAAUUACUCAAUGCUCCAGCCUCCAUAUCACAUCGCCACCUUCAGGGUAAAGGAGGAACUGCACCAGAGGCCUCAUUACUGAUGGGGGCUGUGCCCGCUCAAGGAGCUCCUGGUGAGCAGGGACCUGCAGGUCCUCAGGGUGAAAAGGGGAGAGAUGGGCUUCCUGGCAGAGAAGGAAAGCCAGGGUCUCGAGGGCUGCCAGGUCCUGCUGGGCCUCGGGGGGAGUCUGGGUCGAGGGGCCCAUCUGGAACUCCUGGAUCCAAGGGAUCUGCAGGACCUGCAGGUCGUGGAAAAGAUCCCUUCUUCAGCAACACUUUCCAUGACUCACGAGGGGUGCCUGUUCCAGGACCUCAGGGUCCUCCUGGGCCAAUUGGUCCACCAGGUCCCAAAGGCCCAGUAGGACCUCCCGGCCCUUCAGGACAGAAUGGGAAACCUGGAGCCCCUGGAAUGCAGGGCCCUGUGGGGCCGAAGGGAGAGCGUGGGGAGAGAGGUCCUUUAGGUUACCCAGGAGAGAGGGGCUUCAGAGGUGAGCCGGGAGCACCGGGUCCAAAGGGAGAUCCAGGAGAGAAGGGCUUGCCGAGCAAUCUAAAUGGGGACGGAAUACAUCAGAUCAGAGAGGCGCUGAAGAUCUUAGCCGAGAGGGUUUUAAUCCUUGAGACUAUGAUCGGUAUUCAUGAGCCUGAUCUAGGGUCUGGGGAUGGACCGUUUGGCACAGCCUCCCCUAGUUUCUACAGAGAUAAGCGAGCAGGUGCGCUUCCAUAUCGACUUGCUUCACCUCUGUCCUCCAACACCAAGGUUCGAGGGAAGUAGCCCCCCUUCCCCUGCUCACCCUGAGGAUCACAGGCUGGGUUGACUCCCCCACCUAUAGGUCUCAUCGGCACUCAACAGAUUUAGACCUUAUCUGACACCCGCUCUGGGCUUUGCGUCAGAUUUAGGAUGGGGGACACCUCAGGGAAACUCCACUGUUACUCCACAAUGCCCUCCUCCAUCGGGAACCUGAGAACUAGUUUGACCCCCACCCAUUGCCAUAACCAAACACUUGUCUGUACAUAACACACCCAGCAGCCCCUCCUGUGUCUUAUUUCUCUGGCUGCAGCAGUGAAGCCUCAGAAUAAAGAUGUGUAAUGUUUGAAAAAAAGUAAAAUCUGAAUCUUCUGUGGUGCUCCUCGAGUUACACUUAACUCUGGACAAUAAGGGUCAUUUAGAGUAAUCAGUUAAAGGGGGAAUCAGCUGUGAGAAAACAGACUGGAUUUGCGUUUGUAUUGCUUUCACAAUGUAACUGCAAUCUGAAGAGAUUCCACUGUUUAAGUAUAUUGAGCAUGUACAGUUUGCAGGACACAAUUACACAAACAAACCUCUUCUUCUAGUAUUAAUUUUGUUAUACUUCUAUCAUAUUGUUUAACUCAAUGUUAUGUAGUGCACUAAAAAGAAGAAGUCAUCUCUACUCUAACUGAGAUAUGUGUUGCUAACAGUGAUUUGUAGUUUUCUGGUGUGAGUGUUUUCCCCCCUUUAAAGUACACACUGAAAAGUGAUUUAAUGUACAAUAGUAUAUUUACAUUUAAUCUGUGCAAAAAAGCACAAACAUUUGGGUUUGGUAGCAUAUCAAUGGAAACAGUCAUGAAUUAUGUUGUAUUCUGGAAACAAACCAUGUUUAAAAAAAGGAAACGACUCCGCAAACUGGUCAUCUAUUUCAAGAUCUUAAACACACACACAGAGGAAAAAGCAAACCUGUUAAUGGAACUUGAACAUAUUUUUACCACUGUUGAAACUGUCCUGAUGAAAAGACUUGAUAACUGUUUUUUCAUCUUAUAUCAAACUUAUUGUGAAACUAUUUAAAAUGAUCAAAUGUAUCUUAUUUUGUAUGCUGUUGUGUAACCAUUUCAUAUUUCAUUCAUUUCUUGCAAAUGUGUUAUUGUGUUAAGAUAAUCCUGUCUAGAUGAUUGGUGUAAUAAAAUAAUGUUCAUUGUUUUUUUUUAAA